Adineta ricciae is the source of this 1251-nucleotide messenger RNA. NCBI's taxonomy places the organism in Eukaryota, Metazoa, Rotifera, Eurotatoria, Adinetida, Adinetidae. The record is from the annotation of a GenBank genome assembly.
AUGAUUAAUUCACCGGGAAUUCGUGAUCUUCGCCGUAAGGAACGAAUCAAACUAGGAAUCGAAAUUGCCGGAUUUUGGUUACUGGGUCUGUGCAAUAAUUUUGGUUACGUUGUAAUGUUAAGUGCUGCUCAUGAUAUUUUAAAAGAGGAAGGACAUGAAAAUUCAACUGAUCCUUCUCCACACAAUAUAACCAAUCGUUUUGAUUGUAACCAUGUUUCUGCCGGAGCAGUCCUGCUCGCAGAUAUCUUGCCGGCAUUGGCAAUUAAAGUAACAGCUCCAUUCUUUAUGCAUAAAAUCAUCUACAAUAUUCGUUUUGCCUUCAUCGUCUUAUUUGCAGCGGGUUCGUUGCUUAUUGUUGGUACAUCGAAUGUUAUUGCUCUAAGUCUAUUUGGUGUGGCGUGUGCAAGCAUUAGUUCUGGAUUUGGUGAAAUUACUAUCUUGCAGUUAUCGUCAUUCUAUUCGAUACACACAGUUAGUGCGUGGUCAAGUGGAACAGGUGCAGCUGGUCUACUUGGUUCACUUUCCUAUGCAUUGCUAACGGGUCCGAUUAAUUUAAAACCCAAAACUGCAAUAUUGGUUCUACUUUUUAUACCGGUUAUUCAGCUUAUUAGUUAUUUCAUGGUUGGAGCGAGUACGGCUGCGUCGAAACAGCAACAGUAUCAACAAAUAGUUGAUCAUCCUAAGGACGAAACGACUGACGACGACGGUGAUAAACCUGCCAGGGACGAAGUUGCCGUACUAGGAAAUCGACCAAGUCGACUUCAAUUAAUAAAACCUUUGAUCAAAUAUAUAAUUCCAUUGACUCUAGUCUAUUUUGCUGAGUAUUUAAUCAAUCAAGGAUUAUAUGAAUUAAUUUUUUUCCGUGGAAUAUUCUUAUCACAUGCAUCUCAGUACCGUUGGUAUUCAGGUAUAUAUCAAAUAGGUGUUUUUAUUUCACGUACAUCCGUGAUCUUCUUUCGAAUUCAUUAUCUAUGGUUGUUACCGAUCAUUCAAUUUAUCAACAUGGGCCUAUUUUUUGCUUGUGUAUAUCGGACAGAAUAUAUUCCAAGUAUAUGGCUAGUGUUUGGUUUGAUUCUAUUCGAAGGUUUAAUUGGCGGUGGUGCUUAUGUGAACACUUUUUAUAAGAUAUCGCAAGAGAUCCCAAAACAAGAUCGUGAGUUUUCCAUGGGUGUGGCCUCAGUCGGUGAUUCAUUUGGAAUAACAUUCGCUGGUUUAUUAGCAAUUCCAAUUCACAACGCAAUUUGUCAAUGA